Oryzias latipes (Japanese medaka) is the source of this 3605-nucleotide messenger RNA. The record is from RefSeq and is a predicted model, not a curated record. NCBI's taxonomy places the organism in Eukaryota, Metazoa, Chordata, Actinopteri, Beloniformes, Adrianichthyidae.
AGAGAUCAGCUGUUCACACAGAGAGUCCAGUCUUCAGCAUCCAGCUGUGUGUCCAUGAAGAGUGACUGGUCCAAAGAACUGAAUCCUCCUGACUUCAGUGCAGAACCUGGACCCUCAGCCUCAAAAGAUCAGCUGCUCACACAGAGAGUCCAGUCUUCAGCAUCCAGCUGUGUGUCCAUGAAGAGUGACUGGUCCAAAGAACUGAAUCCUCCAGACUUCAGUGCUGAAUCCUCAGACACAAAAGAGAGGAAGAGGAGUGGUGUUUGUGUGAAGGAGCAGCCGUCCACUUGUGCUUUGUGUCAGGAUGUACUAAAGGAUCCGGUCUCUACCAUCUGUGGACACUGGUUCUGUAGACAGUGCUUUACCUCCUACUGGGACCGGUCUGCUCAACCAGGACUCUGCUCUUGCCCCCAGUGUGCAGAAAGGUCCAACAGCAGAGCCUCACCGCAGACAGUCACUGAGAGCACCGGGGACCAAACACAUGUUGGUCUGCCGGAGCUUUUAGAUGAACACCAGAUCAGUCUGAGGAGCAGAUGUGAGCAUGUGACACAAGGAAGUGAGGAAGCAGGAAGUGGAAUGCUCCUCAACAGGAUUUACACAGAGUUGUACAUCACAGAGGGAAAGAGUGAGGAAGUUAACACCCAACAUGAGGUCAUGCAGCUGGAGACACCCUCCAAGAACAGCGAGGUUCUUGAUGUUCCAAUCAGGUGCAACGAUAUCUUUAAACCCUCCCUGAACCAACCUGAAUCCAUCAGAGUGGUUCUGACCAGUGGCGUCGCCGGAGCAGGAAAAAGUCUCUCAGUGCAGAAGUUCUGCUUGGACUGGGCCAACGGCUUGGAGAACCAAGAACUCAGUGCUGUGAUUCCUCUGUCAUUCAGGGAGCUGAAUUUGAUCAGAGAUCAGCAGCACAGUCUUCUCUCACUGGUCCAGCUUUUCCACCCAGAGUUCAAAAAGAUCAAGGCAGAGCAGCUGGCUGUCUGUAAACCUCUCUUCAUCUUUGAUGGCCUGGAUGAAAGCAGAAUCUCUCUGGAUUUCCAGAACCCUCCCUUGGUAUCUGAUGUUGUAGAAAGUUCCUCAGUCAGUGUGCAGCUGACAAACCUCAUCCAAGGACAUCUGCUUCCCUCAGCGCUUAUCUGGAUAACCUCCAGACCUGCAGCAGCCAGUCAGAUCCCUUUGGCACGUGUUGACAGGGUAACAGAAGUACGAGGCUUCACCGAUGCUCAGAAGGAGGAAUUCUUCAGGAAAAGGUUCAGUGAUGAAGAAGAGCUGUCCACCAGAAUCUUCUCCCACAUCAAGAGCUCCAGGACCCUCUAUGUGAUGUGUCAAAUCCCAGUUUUCUGCUGGAUCAUGGCUGUGGUUCUGGAAGACAUGUUGACCACAGAGCAGAGAGGAGAGCUUCCCACCACCCUGACUGACAUGUACUCAUACUUUCUGCUGGUCCAGACAAAGAGGAAUAUGAACAAGUACCAGCAGGAACAUCAGAGCUCACAGGAACUGUCAGAGGCAGACAGAGAAGUUCUUCUGAAACUGGGAAGGCUGGCAUUUGAACAUCUGGACAAAGGAAACAUCAUGUUCUACCAAGAAGACCUGGAGCAGUGCAGUCUUGAUGUCACAGGGGCCUCAGUGCACUCAGGAGUUUGUACAGAGGUCUUUAAAAGAGAAUGUGAGAUCUUCCAGAAGCCGGUCUAUUGCUUUGUUCAUCUGAGCAUUCAGGAGUUUCUGGCUGCUGUCUACAUGUUCCACUGUUUCACCCACAAGAACUCUGAGGUGAUGCAAGAAUUCCUAAAGAGUCAAACAAGCUCUCUGGAGGAAUUUUUGUGGAGAGUCAUGGAUAUAUCCCUCCAGAGUAAAACUGGACAUCUGGACUUGUUUGCUCGCUUCCUUCAUGGCCUCUCUAUUGAGUCCAACUCCAAACUCUUGGGUAGCCUGCUGGGUCAGACAGAGAACAGUCCAGAAACCAUUCAAAGAGUCAUCAACAACCUACAGCAGGUGAACAGUGGAGACUGCAAAAGGGAGAUGGAUUUCAUCACAACAAAGAUGAUCAAAGAUGAAGUGUCUCCUGACAGAAGAAUCAAUGUUUUCCAUUGCAUGAUGGAGAUGAAAGACCUCUCAGUUCAUCGGGAGAUCCACAAAUUCCUAAAAUCAAAGGACAAAACGGAGAAGGAUCUCUCAGAGAUGCAGUGUUUAGCUCUGGCCUACAUGCUGCAGAUGUCAGAAGAGGUUCUGGAUGAGCUGGACUUGGACCAAUACAGAACAUCAAAUGAGGGUCGAAGGAGACUGAUCCCAGCUGUGAAGAACUGUAGGAAGUUUAGGCUGAGAAACUGUGGACUCUCAGAGACUGACUGUGAAACAGUGGCCUUGGCUCUUCUAUCCGACCCGUCUCACCUGACAGAACUGGAUCUGAGUGGAAACGAGCUUCAGGAUUCAGCAAUGAUGCUUCUGUGUGCUGGACUGGAGAAUCCAAACUGCAGACUGGAGAGUCUGAGGCUGAGGAUCUGCAGUUUGUCAGAUUUUAGCUGUGGUGUUCUGGGCUUUGCUCUGAUGUCCAACCCGUCCCACCUGAAAGAACUGGACCUUAGAAGCGCUGACUUUCAGAGUUCAGCAAUGCAGCAUCUGUGUGCUUUUCUGGAGAAUCCACACUGCAUACUGAAGACUCUGAGGUUGGUGAACUGCACUUUGUCAAAGUUCAGCUGUGCAGCUCUGGUCUCAGCUCUAAAGUCCAGCCCGUCCCAUCUAACAGAACUGGAUUUGAGCUUGAACUUCAUUCAGGAUUCAGGAGUGGAACAUCUGUGUGCCUUUCUGGAGACUUCAUGCUGCCUUCUGCAGACUCUGAGGUUACAGAGCUUCUGUGUUUCCUGAAGCUCAGGAACAACUUGCAUUCAUCAAGCUGUGAAUGCUGUUUAGCUUUUUUUCUAAAUAUGGUCUGUUGUUGCCAAAGAGUAAUAUUUGAUUCAGAAAGUGAAUAAAUGAUUUACUGAUAGUUUUUACAGCUCCCACACAAAACCUGUUUGCAGAAGAACCUCUGUACUCAGACAGUUUCUACAUGAAAAGAUAUGUAUGGUUUGACCUUUGACCCAACACACAUUCAGCUGGUACUGAUGUGUGCUGACAUGAACAAGGUGAAUGAAUGUGCAGAUAAUUGGAGGUUCUCUUUAGAAGCUAGCCUGAUGCUGUAAAGGAUCCACAUGAAGGACUAUGUCCCCUGACUCACUGAGCUGAAGAAUGGAGCACCUGAAAACAGCUGCUGAUGUCAUGUCUGUUCCGGUUUCAGGUUGGAGCGCUGCAGGUUGUCAGUCAUCAGCUGUGCUGCUCUGGUGUCGGCUCUGAAGUCCAACCCAUCCCAUCUGACAGAACUGGACCUGAGUGGGAACAAGCUCCAGGAUUCUGAUGUUCAGCAGCUUCAUGAUCUGGUGAAGAAUCCAAACUUCAAACUGGAGACUCUCAGGUUGAAGUGAUCAAAAGUUGUUCUGAGAGUUUGAUCUUUCUCCUGAUGGUCAGAAGGAGGAAGCAGCAGCAAAGUGAGGAAAGUGUCUAAGUUGGAGAGAUGACUGUUGGAGCUGCAGCUGAAACAUCAUGAAAAAUGGAUUCUUCCUCUUCUGGUUCAA